AGCGCGGCAUUCCUCGUGAACAUGCAAGAAAACCGGUCUAUCCCUGCGCAUGCCUUUUCUGAAGGUGUCGGACCUCAGAUGUUCUGCACUCGACAGCGAUUUGUGCCAGCGAUCGAUUUACAGUCGCCAGUACGCUCCGCGCUCGCUGUAGAACACGUCGCAGGUCUGUGCGUCGUUCCACGUCGUAUCCGCAUGGCUGGCCAGCUCAGAACGGCGCCGAUCGCUCAGUCUCUUCGCUGGCCAAUCACAAGUGAUCGGCGCUGCCCCACGAUCUGCCUCCCGCGGUAUGACAAAAAUCGCAAGGGUACCGUCACUCAUAUAGGGAUUCACGAAGCUUCGAUCGCUCGUUCUGCGCCGGUCGCGGAACCAAUCCCAGCGGAUCGCAGCCAGUGUGGCUGCAUGCAUACAUAUGGAUCCACUCAAGAUCUACUUGACGGCCUAGACGAUCGCUCUUCGAUCAUGACUGGCCGUGGCGCCGCUUUCAACCACCGGAAUGGCAAGCGAUCUCCGGCGGUACAUCACGAUGUUUUCACCUAUCUCCACUGUCCAAAUGCAUCAAAUCGUCUUCUAAGAAGCAACUUUAGGAUAGCAUUUGCCCUCCGGACUUGCCCCGAGCAGGCAAGAGCACUACGGCAAGCACCUUCACCUCGUCACGUAAUGCUGACGAGCCUCUUUGUUCCCCUCAGUAACAUGUAGGCCCUUCCGAGCCCGUCGUACUUGCAGGUCCAACACGUCGUAGCACGAUGUGAGCGCUGUAUGGCUGAUGGGUUGGCGGAACAUCAUGUACAUAAUUUGCGAC
Rhodofomes roseus is the source of this 799-nucleotide messenger RNA. RefSeq lists its product as uncharacterized. The coding region runs from base 22 to 696 and encodes 224 amino acids. The transcript has 6 exons. NCBI's taxonomy places the organism in Eukaryota, Fungi, Basidiomycota, Agaricomycetes, Polyporales, Fomitopsidaceae. The record is from RefSeq and is a predicted model, not a curated record.